Messenger RNA from Drosophila arizonae, 2411 nucleotides. It is a transcript of the gene l(3)mbn, whose product is annotated as lethal (3) malignant blood neoplasm. NCBI's taxonomy places the organism in Eukaryota, Metazoa, Arthropoda, Insecta, Diptera, Drosophilidae. Gene Ontology annotation, cellular component: chitin-based extracellular matrix. Gene Ontology annotation, molecular function: structural constituent of chitin-based larval cuticle. The record is from RefSeq and is a predicted model, not a curated record.
UAAAGCAGCUGCAAAAUGAGCCAAAUGUUUUUGGCACUCGCUUGUGCACUGCUGACUUUAUUGUGCUGUCACAGUCUGCUGGCAGCCACUGUGCGUCCCUACAAGUUCGGCUUCACCAUAGAGGAGCAGCAGCAUCGGUCCGAGAGUCGAGACGAGAAUGGAAUUGUAAUGGGCGAAUUCGGCUUUAUCACCGCCGAUGGCAUCUACCAUGUAACUGUCUAUGCGACUGACGAGAAUGGCAAAUUUCGCAUCAUCUCCAUGAAGAACUUUCCGUAUGCGGGUCCCAAGGCGCCCAAGAGCCCGCCGCCCACGACGAGCACGCAACGCACCCCGACGCCUGUGACCAAGCACAAUUUCCAUACGGUCGCCUGUUCGGGCUGCUUCUUGGGCAACUCCUCGCCAGAAACGAAGAGCAACCCUGCGAGUGCUGAAGGCAAUCGCAGUACGAAAAACGAGAUACGUCCGCUCUCGCAGCCGCUGUCCCCGGCGGCAGCCGCUGUGCCAGGUGAGCAGUUCAUAGGUCACACGCACACACAGACACGCACACAACAGACACACACACAGAGUGGAGUGCUUGGCCAGGCGAUUUUGGAGAAUGCGGAUGCUUUGCAGGAGGCAUCCGUACAUCUGGCCAUUCUAGCUGAGCACCCGGAUUCGAUUAGCUCUCAGCUGACACCAGGAGCAGCACCCACGACUGCCACGCCCACAGAUGCGACGACCACACUAGCACCGGUGGUGGUCAAUGCGCAAACUGUGGCCUUAUCGCAUGCCAUUGCCAAGGUGCAGGGUAUGCUGGUAACGAGCAGACCCAGCACCUCCGCCUCAGCGCCGCUGCCACAGCAUCUGCUACCAGAGAUCAUUCUCAGCUCUGCGGUAGAGCAAGUUCAGAAGCUGGCAAGGAUUCCGCUUGCUGCGACGGGGCCAAAGGACUUGGCUAAUUUUGCCUUUGGACCACAGCCAGGAAAUAGMCAGCAGCAGCAGCUUCAUGGAGCUCAACGCCUCAAUGAGAACGUGGUGAAGUCCGUGAAACAGUUGGUGCUACCAAUAGCCCAUAAGACAGUGGAGCGCUUGACCAGGCUUCCGCCUGCAUCAACUAAAGCCAAGGAUUUGAAUAGCUUUGCCUUUGGUCCACAGCCAGGUAAUCAGCCGCAACAGCAGCUGCUGUCCAACAAGGCGCUCGAGGCUCAACGCCUCAAUGAGAACGUGGUGAAGUCCGUGAAACAGUUGGUGCUGCCAAUAGCCCAUAAGACGGUGGAGCGCUUGACCAGGAUUCCGCCUGCAUCAACUGAAGCCAAGGAUUUGAAUAGCUUUGUCUUUGGUCAACCACCAGCGAACAGGCAGCAAUUGCCGUUAACCAAGGUCGAGGCGCAGCUUCCCAAAGGAAAUACGUUGCAACCAUUUGCAAAAGUAGAGCUGCUGCCCAGGAUUACGCCAGCCGCAACGGGAUUUAAGGAUAUUAAAAACCUUGCAUUUGGAAUUUUGACCUCUAGCAAGCAGCAGCUGCCCCCAGCUAAUGCUAAGCAAGGCUUAGUCAAGGCUCCAGGCGUCAGUGGCAUUGGACUAAGCAGCUUGGCACUGCCUGGCAUCGGGAAUCAGCAGUUGAAGGAUAAUACUUUGACACCCACACCGCCACGUGUUAAGUCAGUUCAACAACCAAUCAGUACAGUUGGCAAUGCGGCAGCUCGACCAGCCGUGACAGCGACCCAGCAACAACAACAACCAACGCCACUAACCGGGGCUCAGCCAAACCAGCGACCGCAACCAGUUAGCAGCAGCUUUGCCAAUUUAAAGCCUAACGUAGGUGCAACUCUGUCGCAACCAGCUACAGGCAACUCAGCCAACUUCAAGCCAACCUUAGGUGGAACUCAGGCUCAGCAGAGACCGCAACCGUCAGGCGGCAGUUUAGCAAGUUUCAUACCAACAGCAGCAGUUCAGCCAGCCGUGACAGGAACCAAGCAAAUACAACCACCAAGUAGCGGCUCAGCAACUUAUACGCCAACAAACACCGCACCGCAGUCAGCAACCAACAAAGCAUCGAAGUCAACAACCAGCACAGGAGCGGCUGGAAGUGCUGAUCUAUCCGGCGACUUGUACAAAUUCAAAUACCUGCUAGACUACAAUGGACACGAGGAGACUGGUAGCCGGAAUGGCGAUAAGGUGGGCAACUACUUUGCCAUCGGCGACGAUGCUGUCGAGCGUAUAGUCGAGUAUAUUGCGAACGAGUUCGGUUUCCAGCCGCACAUCAGCUGGCGCAAACUGGAGGGAAAAGAGGCAUCACUGCCUGCCGAGAACUCCCUGAAGCACUACGAGUUCAAGUGGUUCAACAAGGACUCCGAGUAAAAUAAUAACUAUGCCAAUUAGUGACAGAUUACAUGUAAAUAAAGUAAAAUGAAGAAAGGAUUAGAAAAACA